UCCAAGGAAAGCUGGGGCUGCACGAUGCUUGCAGGGGAAGCGUGAACACAAAGAAACCACAGCCGUCGGAUUGGGAACAACAAAAGACAAGAAAUCUCAAACCAAGUGAUGGACCCGAUUUAUGACAACAGUUUAAAUUAAAAACAGUCUUGAUUUUCUAUUUCUAUCCAUAUUCGAACCAUUAUUUACAUGGCAUGUUAUAGGAGGGGGACUUUACACAGUCGUUAUCCAGGAGAGAGUGAAGCUUGAGCGGUGAGACGUUGUUGUAGUGUUUCCCGAUGGCUUGGUGUUCGUGGGCAGUGCUCUCUCUCUGCCAAACCGUGGUCCUGGUGCCUCUGUAGCGUUUGGGACGGGCAGGGACUGGCGGGUUGACGGUUGAGGACGAUGACUGUCUUGCAGGCUGCUAGUUGACACAGAGGAGAGGAUUCAACGGAAUCUGACUGGGCAUAUCUCUUGUACAUGCUGGGUCGUUACGGAGGUGAGUGAGACAGGUGGAUCCUUUUGGAUGGGUAACAUCGCUCCCUGAUCGUCCCUGUCCCGGCCCACCUAUACAACCCCUGACCCCCCCCCCCCCCCUCCCUUAACACCCUAGUCACCAUGACAUCUACAUCCUGGCCUCAGCUGCUGGCCUUCAAACUGGCCCCUCCACCACAUGACCCGGGGAGCCCAGAGAGGAUCCUCAGCUGUGAGGAAGAGAUCGAGCGUCGUUAUGAGAUCGUUCCCUCUGUGGCCUGCUCCAUGUGCUGCCUCUUCGGUAUCAUAUACUGCUUCUUUGGUUACCGUUGCUUCAAGGCAGUGAUGUUCCUAACAGGCUUGAUGUUUGGCUCCGUCAUCAUCUUUCUGCUGUGUUAUAAAGAGCGUGUUCUGGACACCCAGCUGAGUGUGGAGGCCUCGGUGGGCAUCGGCCUGGGCAUCGGUACCCUCUGUGGCCUGGUCACCAUGCUGGUACGCUCUGUUGGACUUUACAUGGUGGGGCUCCUGCUGGGACUGCUGCUGGGCAUCGCUUCGCUGGUGGUAAUGGAGGAGUUCCACCACCCCCGGACGGUGUGGGUUCCCCUGGGGGUGUUGUUGGGGUCAGGCAUGCUGUUCGCCGUCCUUACCCUCCAAUGGCAGCGCUUCUUCACCACCCUCUCCACCGCUGUGUUUGGCUCGGCUGUCAUCACCGUCACUGUGGACUAUUUCAUCGAAUUGUUUGCUCUUGUCAGAUACAUAUUUGAGAGGAUCAAGGUGGCUCCGCCCCGUCCUGUCUGCUGGUUCACCUGGGUCAUCAUGGGGGUGUGGCCUGUACUGGCAUUGCUGGGGGUCCUCAUCCAAUGGAAGGUCACCGCCGAGGGAUACUCACACACUGAGGUGGUUCUCAGUCGACAGCAGCGGAGGAUCCAAUUGAUGAGGAUCCACCAGAAGGAAGAGAGGAUGCAGAAAGAAGUGAGGAAGAAGAAGAAGAGACAGAAGCAACAACAGCAGAAGCAGCCGGAGCAACUCCAGCAUCAGCAGUACCACCGCCCUCCUCCACCUACCUACCCUCCUCCUCCUCCUACCACCGCCACCACCACCACCACCAACAAACCCCUCCUCCCUGAGCCCAUCACCUACCACAGGAAACCAAACCCUAUUCGACGCUUCGAUGGGGACGUGCUGUCUCCAAGUUACAUCGCUAGUUUCCGGGACAGACAGGUGGACAGACGGGAUUACCCUCACCACGGCAGGCCCAUCGCCAGGCACCACAUGGCUGACCGAGACUACGACUGUGGAUCCCAAGUACCCCUGACUGCCCCCAAUGGACCGGCUGUACGAGUUUGACAUUGACAAUAACCUUUAUAUCCUGUGACAGUGCUCCUACUGGUUUGGAGUGGUACUGUUUUGUCCUUUUUUUUGUCUUUUUUUUUGUUGUUGUCCAGUGAAGUUCUCCAGUGUCCAGAUUGAAUGUUAAUCUCUGGACUAAUGUAUUCUGAGGUGGAUAUAGAAGGUUGAUGUCACCCGUCCCCUUCUCUUUUCUUUUAGCCUGAAGCAAAUCAGUGUCCAGACUGAGAUUGACCUUUGAACCCUGGACUGACUUAGAAAUGAAAGGCCUUUGAUGUCUUCCAUUGAACUCUCUUCCAUUCCGUCUUUUAGUCUGUGGUUUACAUGGGCUGUGGAACAUAUAAACCUUGAGGUGGUUCCUUCGUCUCAGCUCUUAAAGACAUCUAUUUUUUUGGAGCGUUACAAUUUCCCUGAACAUGUAUGUCGAUACCUGUAUAGGGUCUUAAAGGUGAAAGGAAGCGUAAAACAUUACCAACGUAAGACAUCAACUUCCCUGGAAAUAUGUCACUACAGUUGAAAUACCAUUUUCUCCUACUGUGUGAUAUGUGGGCUAGUGUUGAUGUGUUGUGUGUCUAAGAUCAUUGUCCUGUGUGUCUGUGUGUGUCUACUGCCCCACGGUCCAUUAUUAGUCAGCACUAAGUCUCUUUAAUCUGCUCAUUUUAAACAUGGCUAAGCGAUGUUACCUUUAAAUCUACUGUAUUAUUCAAAGAAACCUGCUAUGGCUUCGAUGUUGCCUUUACUGGUCUUGUGGGGGAGAUGGAGUACAACUCACCUGCUAUUUCUCUCCUCCACUCCCCCUUGUCCUCCCCUCUUCCCUCCUCUCCCCCUUCUCCUCUCCUCUCCUCUCCCCCUUCUCCUCUCCCCUUCUCUCCCCCUACUCCUCUCCC
This is a messenger RNA of Salmo salar (Atlantic salmon), 2687 nucleotides long. It is a transcript of the gene tmem198aa, whose product is annotated as transmembrane protein 198aa. Gene Ontology annotation, cellular component: cytoplasmic vesicle; plasma membrane. The record is from RefSeq and is a predicted model, not a curated record. NCBI's taxonomy places the organism in Eukaryota, Metazoa, Chordata, Actinopteri, Salmoniformes, Salmonidae. Gene Ontology annotation, biological process: positive regulation of canonical Wnt signaling pathway.